AUGCACAGACAUCAGAGGACGGAGAUUGCUGCUGUAGUGAAUGCCAGGCGUUCUUGGCACCCCAGGAAGCUGCCAGUGGGUGGAACCAUGGAGACCACCAUGGGGUCUGCGAGCAUCUUGGAGGUCUGCACCACCAAACUGAUGGAGUUUGUUUCCAAUGUGGACAACAGAGACAUGGUGUGGCUGCAGGAGACUAAGGAGGAGGCCCAAAAGAUGUUCUCUAGUGACUCCACAGUGGAGCCUGAGCUGAUGCCCAAAACGCCAUCUCAGAGGAACCGCCAGAGGAAGAAACAGUUUUCCUCCAUUCAGGAUAAAAACAAGCCCCCAACCAGGAAAAGGUUGUCCCGCCAUGCGAGCCGAAGGAGCAGUCAACACAACCAGCAGCUCCUUCGGAACAAAGACAGGCUGGAGAAGCUAGUUAUGGUGGCAGCUGACAACAGCUCUUUCCGUCGUGGGACUCGAACCCAAGCAGCAGCAGCAGCCUCCUCACCCCCUGAAUCCCCCACGGUGCUCCCCAAAAAGCCUGUGAACCUGGCAGCAAUGGAUGGGCUUGUGCCUGUUGUAGAGAUUAUCAUCAGCGACCAGCAGAGUGCUGAGAAUUUCCUGGUGGCACACAAGGCCAAGACAGCUGCCCUCAGCUUGGGCUGCAAAGAUGAAUCGGUGCCCAAAAAGCAAGCAGAAAGCCACCCUGAGCCAGCGCCUGGGACCUCCUUGGUGGUGCCCACUGAGGUGCCUGAGGUGAAAGCUGCGGGGCUGGCUUGGUCUGUGGCCAAACUCCAGAUAGCCCAGCCAGUGGCCGUGACAGCCAAGCCAGGCAGGGCACCCUCUUCUCCAGGAGCACAGACCCAGCCAGAGACUGAGCUCCCCUUGGACUUGCUGGAAGGCCCCCAGACCCAGAUAGGCCCCUGCUGUGACCGGCACUCGGUGUGUAGGAGACUGGUGCUCAAAUCCUCACAAGCCCAUGGGGCUUCCUUGAUUUGUAAGGCCUCCGUGGUCCCGAAGACCACGUCGAGCUCUGCUCGAUGGUCCUCCAGGAAGCUGGCCCAGAAACCGGCAGUCACCGGCUGCAUCAUCUGUAAGUUGUUGGGCAUUUCCUGGGCGCUGAAGCUCAAUCCCUUUGUCCCUCGCAGUCUAUCUGCCCUCUGCCUCGUUUUAGCAAAGAUGAGGGUGCCCCAAGCACUUGGAUUCCUAGAAUGUCUGCCCGGGGAGGGGAUUCCAGGAUGGAAGAAGAGUUCCUAG
This is a messenger RNA of Vombatus ursinus (common wombat), 1239 nucleotides long. Its product is annotated as inner centromere protein-like. Gene Ontology annotation, cellular component: nucleus; midbody; meiotic spindle midzone. The coding region runs from base 1 to 1239 and encodes 412 amino acids. NCBI's taxonomy places the organism in Eukaryota, Metazoa, Chordata, Mammalia, Diprotodontia, Vombatidae. Gene Ontology annotation, biological process: meiotic spindle midzone assembly; positive regulation of protein serine/threonine kinase activity; metaphase chromosome alignment. Gene Ontology annotation, molecular function: protein serine/threonine kinase activator activity. The transcript is spliced from 4 exons. The record is from RefSeq and is a predicted model, not a curated record.